Molecule: messenger RNA, 2555 nt
Organism: Oncorhynchus tshawytscha (Chinook salmon)
Lineage: Eukaryota; Metazoa; Chordata; Actinopteri; Salmoniformes; Salmonidae
Product: haze protective factor 1-like
Exons: 11
Coding region: 270-1430 (386 amino acids)
Source: RefSeq, a predicted model, not a curated record
UUUAAAAGUAGUUCUAUACAGUAGAUGAGUGCUUUGAAGGGCCUUAUGUUAAUAAGUUGUAGAAGACUGUGGGAACAUUUUGUUUGCAAAAGAAAAGGAAAAUGAGGAAGAACAGAGGGUAGUGGCACUGUAGAAAAGGAGAGAGGGAGAGACCGAGAGAGAGGUGCUCUACACAUCAUCCACAGCUGACACAGACAGUUUCAUCCUCCAACCUUUGCUCAACGCUACACACAGACUGGACUAAGGGCUCCUACUCCCUCCAGAAGACUAUGGCCUCAACUGCUUUUUUUAAAGGCACAGGCCUCCUGCUCUUCUUACUACUGGGACUGCAGCCAUCGUCAUUUGUUUCAGGACAAAACACAACCUCGAGUUCCAAUACAACGACCGAUGCUACAACCACGGUGGCUGCAACAAUUGUGUUGUCAACUGACAUGAGUACUGUCUCUGCAACAGCUACGAUGACAGUUACCACAGCUCAAGCUACAAUGUCGUCUGCCAUUUCUUCUACGAAUGCUGCAAUGUCAUCUGCAGGGUUGGCAACUACGAUGGCAGCUACGAGGGUUCAAGGUGCUGCUAAUACGGCAACCUCCAAUUCGUCCAGUGUAGGUUCAAUGACAACAGCCAUGACCUCCACUUCAAGAAGUGUAACCAUUGACAACUCAAGGAAUACAGUGGCGGGUAGUGGAACCCCAAGCACGGACAAUACUACCUCAUGGGGCACCAGUGGCAUGACCAUGAUAUCCUGUCGCCAGUUCUCCUGUAACUACUCAGACUGCUACGAUGUGUACAUGAAUAGGACUUCUGUUUCAUGCAACGCUAAUAUCACCUUCUGUGAGCUGAAGAGACAGGAAGACAUGACUUACACCGGCGGCUGCAGUUCCUCCUGCAGGAAUGCCUGUGUCAAUAACACUCAGACCAACUGUACCACGGGAUGCUGCAACUCCACUGGCUGUCUUCGCUCCACCCUGGCCUCCAUGGUUCGCCCAAACACUACAACAGUGACUACAGUGAUGAUGACCACCACCACAACAACAGCAGCAGCCACCACUACAACUGCUAUGCCAACCAAUAAACUUAAGAAGUGCCAGAUGUUUCAGUGCACAGAGCAGAACUGUUACAAGACUUGGAUAACCAAAGACCCAAUGCCUUGUCCCCUCAACCAGCCCUACUGUGAGUUGAAAAAGAUGACAAUUGGUUCAACAACGAUGUGGAUGGGAGGCUGCAAUGCCGACUGCACAAGAAACACUUGGUGUACGACCACAACAGGUACAUGCCACCAAGAGUGCUGCAACACCUCCAUAACAUCCUGCCUCAAGCUGGAUGGGUCUCUGAACGUUCCUUCUUCUGCCACUAGAGGUCCUCACUUCCCUUUAGCAUUGAUCACUGCUGCUCUGCUGGUUUGUCUACUCAGCAUUGGUUCUCUGGUUUAAACUGGGUCGUGUUCAGUGGGUACAAGCGGAAGAAAAUGUAUUGAAAGAGGGAGGAAAUACCUUGACUUGUCCCUUGCAAAAUGGUUUAAAACAUUGCCUGUUGUGUGACUUAAUGAACAACCCUGAUGUGUUGACCCACUGAGCCAUUGCUUGAAUUUAAACAGUAGCAGUAGUAGUUAGCACGGCAAAACCUGGUUUCCAUUCCACAUGAAUACUAUACUGGUUGUAGGUCUAGCUUACUCUGUUUUUGUUUGUUUGCUUGUAUAUGAGGGGUAUUGAGAUACUGUAUGUGAGGGCUCAUAUGUGCUUUUGAGAGAUUUAGGUGAUUUAAUAAGUGAUAAUGAUUCCCCUAUGUGAGUCCAAACCAAAUGGGUUUAAAGGGAUUUAUUGAAGAAUAUGACGAUUAAUAUGGCUACAGAAAGCUAUUCAACCAUACCAUCAUACCCAUUUAUAAAUCAGUACUAUGUAAAACAUAAUACACAGAAGAUAGCUAUUUACGAUCAUAGAUGAGUGACCUAAUGUAUGGUACGGUAAUUAAUUCUGCUUUUUCUUAUUGAGAUUUCUGUAAGAUGAAGUUUCCAAUUAUGACAUUUUCAUAAAUAUCCUAUUUUUUUAGGCACAUUUUCUUUUGCCAGUGAUUUGCAUGAUGACUUCCAUGUUUUCUUAGAUUUUUCACUUGCAAAGACCUAGCCUGGUCUCAGAUCUGGUUGUGCUCUUGCUAACUCAAUUGCUCAUUGACAAACCAAAAAUGCCCAGUACAAGGAGUUGGCAUGAUAGCACAAACAGACUGGCACUCAGGCUAAAGACUUUCUCCAAUACAAAAGCAAACAUCUUUACAGAUAUUGCAUAAUAACUCAGUUAUUACCUAGUCCUCGCUAGCAUGUUGUGAAAGACAGAUUGACAAUUUAUGCACUUUUUAAAACAUAUAUAUUGGGUUAUAGAAGGUUUUUGAAAUAUUUGUACUGACGCAUUGAGGUGUAAUUCAUAUCUGUGAACGUAGUCAUAAACUGUACAACUGGAAUAUGUGUUUUACGCCUUUUAUUAUUUAGCUGUAUUCAUACUUAUAAUUUACCAUCAUAACAAUGUGGAAAUUGAUUCUUAAAAAUGGGUUAUAAAAUUGAGUUA